Molecule: messenger RNA, 608 nt
Organism: Eutrema salsugineum
Lineage: Eukaryota; Viridiplantae; Streptophyta; Magnoliopsida; Brassicales; Brassicaceae
Product: zinc finger SWIM domain-containing protein 7
Exons: 5
Coding region: 25-423 (132 amino acids)
Biological process (GO): double-strand break repair via homologous recombination
Cellular component (GO): Shu complex
Source: RefSeq, a predicted model, not a curated record
CGCUCCCCAAGGCCAAGAGGAAAGAUGAGCGUCACCCUUUUGGUCGCAGACGCCGUCUGGUCGAAUAUCGAAUCUACCGGCUCUGUAACUGAAGAACAGCUCUCAGUCUUGCAUUUGUUGUUUGGAAAGAAUCUGGAGAAAGCAACCAGAAUAAUCGACAAAAGAGGCGUGAAGAAAAUCUCUGGCCUACCCAGUGGACGAUCUAUCUUUCAGGUUGUGGGAGAAUCUCAAAAGAGGGAAGAGUAUCUCUGUUUCCCAGGAGAUUACUGUGGAUGCUAUUCUUUCUUCUAUGAUGUUGUUAGCAGAGGAGAGCAACAAUGUUGUAAACAUCAAUUGGCUGCGAGGCUGGCUUCUUCUCUAGGUACAUACAGCGAAAUCGAGGUCUCAGAUGAGCACCUUGCCUUGAUGCUCUCAAAGAUCUAAACUUUUCAAUACAUAAGCUACUGGUUAUGUCUCAAGACACAGGCAUGCGUGCUCGCAAUCUCCUGUGGUCAAGAUUCCUCAUAACUUUGUUGAACAAUUUUGCAUCAUUCUUGGUCCUUAUUUGUGUAAGCCUUUCGGUAGUUGUAAUAUAUAACUCUUUUACUUUUAACAUACGGAGGUCUUAA